Molecule: messenger RNA, 2220 nt
Organism: Penicillium soppii
Lineage: Eukaryota; Fungi; Ascomycota; Eurotiomycetes; Eurotiales; Aspergillaceae
Exons: 3
Coding region: 1-2220 (739 amino acids)
Molecular function (GO): NADP binding; N,N-dimethylaniline monooxygenase activity; flavin adenine dinucleotide binding
Source: RefSeq, a predicted model, not a curated record
AUGCCUAAGAAAAUAGCAAUCAUCGGCGCCGGACCCUCGGGCCUUGUCACAGCCAAAACCAUGCUCCAUAGUUUCCCCGGUACAUUCUCCCCCGUGAUCUUUGAUAGUCAGGAUCAACCAGGCGGUCUCUGGAACCACACUCCAUCCAAUUCAAAUGGGGCCAAGAAACGUGCGGUCACACUUGACCCUCAAAUGCCAACCAAUCUCAGUCGAUUCACCGUUGCCUUUUCAGAUUUUGCUUGGGAAUCGGUUAUUCAUGGCGAACCUCCCGUUUUCCCUCAGGCGAGACAGGUUGGUCGGUAUUUGAGUUGCUAUGCAGAUCGAUAUAUCCCGCAAGAUGUUUUUAGACUAGGAUGCAGAGUUGUGAAGACGGAACGAGAGGUUCAAGAUGGAGUUGCGAAGUGGAACGUCCAGUGGCUUCGGGAGAGUGGCUCACCGAGUGAAAGUAUGCGAUCAGAGCAUUUUGAUUUCCUAGUCGUUGCCUCGGGGUACUUCGCCCAGCAAUACAUUCCCAGCAUACCAGGGCUAGAGAAGUUCUCAGGUCCAGUCAUCCACAGCUCUACCCUUCAUCAGCAGCGGGAGAAUUUACUGCAAGUCCCUGAAAACAAUAUUAGCAAAGGAAAGACCCUCGUCAUUGGUGGUAGCAUGUCAGGCGUCGAAGCCGCAUCUGCUGUAGUUCUCAGUCGAUCCUCUUCCAUGCUUUCUGCAAAUGAAAUCCCCAGUAUGAGCAAUCAGGUGCACCAUAUAUACUCAAGGCCUUUCUGGACUCUACCAACCUACCUCCCUCAUGGUUCAGAGGAAACACCAUUCUUUCAACCACUGGACUUGGCCAUGUACGAUCUAGGCCGCCGACCCCCAGGACCAAUAGAGUAUUACCUGGGUCCCAUCCCCGAGGAAAAAGCAGCCAAGACAAACAUCUAUUUCCAGAGUUUGCUUGGAAGUGACUACGAGAAAUACGCGCACAUGUCUGCGCCGGGACAAACACAAAUUCAGCCUCCCUGGGUUGCCAUCAGCAAUGAUUACGCCGAGUUCGUUCGAUCUGAAAGCAUUGUAGCUUCAAUGGGCCGGGUGAUCUCCGUGCAACCCGAUGAUGUCGGUCUCGCUGCUGUACAGUACACCGAGCCAAAUGGGCAGGUCCAGACUAUAAUUAACGUCGCGGCGAUCGUUAUGGCCACUGGGUUCACUCCAUUCAAGUCUCUCUCGCUGCUACCGGAGGACGUGCUGUCUCAACUUGAAUACUCCGCUACAGAUCCUUUCUCUCCGUUGAUUCUCGACAAAGGAAGCACCGUACGCUCGGAAAUCUCCGAUAUAGGAUUUGUCGGGUUCUACCGAGGCCCGUAUUGGGGUGUCAUGGAAAUGCAAGCGAGAUUUCUCGGCAAGCUGUGGUCUGGCAAUGACAUAGUCUACACAAAAGACCAAACACAAAGCAUUCGCAGUCUCAGGGCUGCCGAUGCAGAUCUAGCACGUGGCCAGUUUCCCAUGGGCGACUAUGUGGGACUGAUGGAGUCCUUCGCCGAUGACAUGGCUAUUAGUCGCUCGGUUCUGGGAGAGGAUAGGUCUGGACCUGCUAUUCCUGCUCGGUAUCUGUAUGACACGUUAACGGAUACUCGGACAUUUUCAGCAAAUGAAGCAGAUAAAACAGUGAAUGCAUUGCGUGAUGCACUUAUGCAUGAUGGAGAGGUAGCGCAGAAGGCUGCUGCAUCGGCCAUUUUCCGAGCUUUGCAUGGAUUGUGGAAACCCAGGCAAGCAGAGAUUGGAGAUAGAUCUGGGAAUCUAGUCUUUUACCCGCGACACCCUACGAAUCCAGCUUAUAAUAGGGAGUAUGUAUGUGUUGAAACACGUGUAUCGACGACUGGACAGGGAACUUCUCAAAAGGUGCGAUCCAUCAUGCGCUUGGCGGAAACGGGGUCUCGCGCAGCCACGUCUGAGAUUGAGAUGUGGUCGGUGGACUUGGCAGACGGGGUAUCCGCUGGUGAAAUGUCCGAAUGUUGGCAUUUGACGCCUCUUCGUCAUGAAUUGAAAGGGGAAGAGCGCGUUCCCGGGAAGUAUAUGAUAUUAGCCAAGAGCAUUGGCUUUGAAAGCAUCUAUUGGUAUACCUUCCACUUCGAAGGUGUUUCUAUCUCAUCCUGGGAGUGUGCGGAAUUGGAAAUUCCGACUGAAGACAAGACGGAGCUUGAUAGUGGAAAGAACUAUAGAUCACAAACUGUCUAUGAGAGAUAG